This is a messenger RNA of Lycium barbarum (goji berry), 2631 nucleotides long. RefSeq names its product F-box/kelch-repeat protein At3g23880-like. The coding region runs from base 191 to 1543 and encodes 450 amino acids. Gene Ontology annotation, molecular function: protein binding. Lineage: Eukaryota; Viridiplantae; Streptophyta; Magnoliopsida; Solanales; Solanaceae. The transcript has 2 exons. The record is from RefSeq and is a predicted model, not a curated record.
GGUAAUAGUACUGAUAAUGAGAAAGUGGGUGGAGGAUAAGAUUACAGCUGAUUAAUGAAGAUAACAAUUUCCCAGCAACCAGCCCUUUACUUGUAAUUCACUCAUUUGCUACCCCUAAAAGAUAACUCCUAUAACACAUGUACCCCACUCAAACAUUUCUUCCAAGCUCAAAAAAAAAAAAAAAAAAAAAAUGUCUGAUUAUCUUCCAAAAGAUGUUCUUGGAGAAAUCCUAUCAAAACUCCCAUUAAAACCCCUAAUUCAAUUCACCACAGUAUGCAAAACCUGGUAUUCCAUAAUAACAAACCCGAAUUUCAUAUCGUUCCAUCACAACAUCCUUAACAACAACCCUAAUCGCCGUCCUUUACUCUUCAUUCGUCAUUACAACAUGUUCGAUAAAGUCGAACGUUACGCUUUACACUUUGACGAUGAAGAAGAAGGAGUAGUAGAGUCGGAAUCUGAUGGUGACUCGUUCGAUGAAUAUUUAGACCUUAAAUGUCCUGAAACAACUCGUAGCGAGUUUUUAAGGAUUGUGGGUUGUUGUAAGGGUGUUGUUUGUUUAUCUGAUGAUUAUGAUAAGUAUACUGAUACUGUUGUUUUGUGGAACCCUAUAGUUAGAAAACAUUUGAAUUUGCCUAGGCCUAAUUUGAGGUAUAAUGGACGUGGUUCUUGUAUUUAUGGAUUUGGAUUUGAUGUUGUGAAAUGUGAUUAUAAAGUUGUUAGAGUUGUUUAUAAUAGUACUGCUACUGAAGACUAUAAAUUGCAGUUUCCACCUACUGUUGAGUUUCUUGAUAAAUUAAGGGCUGUUAAGUUUUUGGUUCCACCUGGUGUUGAGGUUUAUUCAUUGAGUAGUGGGGCUUGGAGGAGUGUUUCGGGUGUUUGUCCGUCGUAUAUUUUGCAUCAAAAUCAUUCUGUUUCGACUUAUUUAAAUGGGGGUAUUCAUUGGAUUGCGUCUAAUUCGGGUGAUGAUGAUAAUGUGGAUAGUAGCAAUGAUGAUAGUAGUAGUACUAGUAGCAGCGGUAAUAGUAAAGACGGUAGCUUUAUUGUAGCGUUUGAUGUGGGGACUGAAAUUUUUAGUGAAAUAAGUUUGCCGGAGAGUGUUGCUGAGAGAAAUGUAAUGAAGUUGGAUGUGAUGGUUACGGGCCCGUCGCUUGCGCUAAUUGAAUAUGAAAAGUUUUGGCAGAGUGAUUAUUGUUGGGUAUGGGUGAUGAAAGAGUAUGGUGAGGUGAAGUCUUGGAGUAGACUGCAUAACAUUGAUUUGAGAGGAGGGUUUAGGAAUAUUGUGGGAUUUAGGAGUCACGGUGAGUUAUUGAUUUCUGCCAGAAUGGUAGGGAUGGUUUCAUACAACCCCAAGAAGAGAAACAUAAGCUAUCUUGGAAUCCAUGGAACCAAUCGCUCAUUUCACGGUGAGCCUUUUUUCGAGAGCCUGGCUUUAGUUGGUAAAGAAGAUAGAUUUGUGCAGCAGGCAGAUUCGACUACAAAUGUUGUUCAAGAAGUUGGAUCUGUACUGGAUAAUGGUGAAGAUGGAACUCAGGAACAUACGUAAUAGUUGAUCCAGAUCCUCUUUGUAUAGGGAGAAGGUGCACGCAUACUGGGGGGAACCUUUAAAAUGCAUGUAAAUCAAUGGUUCAUAUAGUAAAUUAUACUUUUGGUGACUUCACAUCACGGAACUUAUUGCAGUUCUCAUGUGGCUUCAAACAAUUGCAGCAGGUUACAUAAAGGACACUUCGGUCUUUAAUCUAAGGAGGCAGUAGUGAUCCAAAAACUCAGGAGUUUGAGAUAGUUUCUGAAGAGGCAUAGAACCGGAGGUUGGUGCACAUUAUCCUAAGGGUAAAAUGUACCAAUUGUUUUUAUCUCAGUCUUUUCUUGUUUUCUUUUUGUCUUUUCCCUUUUGGGUGGCGAUUCAACGUACAUCAGGAUGCCCUGUCACACUUCAUCCAUCUGCCUUUUCUGCCCCACCUCUCUAAGUAACCUGUCAUGUAUCAUGACCUCCUCUUCCCUGAAACUCCAUUGCAGAAGCUUUCUUCCUGCGCCUCUGCAGCAUACUGCUGUGUCCAAUCCCUCAUUGAGCGGAAGGGUAAACGAAGCUGAAGAGACUGGUGUGAAGUUAGGGGAGAUGUUGACGGAAGCAGUGUUGCUCAGAUUACAAGCCCUUCAGGAAUUGGAGGAUCGUGUGCAAAGAACUAAUAUCUCAGUUGAGAUUUUCUAUAAGCCUCUGGCCCUCAUAAAUAUAAAGAAAUUCAAGAUAAGUAGGGGCUACUGCCUAAUCAGUAUCUUGACAAGCCAACUAUAUCCUUCUCCACUUGCAGUCCUUGUUCGUGUGUUAUUAUGCCUAUGCUUGUUUUCCUUGGCAAGGGUCUUAUCCUGUCUCAUGACAUUGACAAAAAUCUCUCUUGUUGGACGCUCAAGGAGUGCGGUUGGAGAAAGUCUGUACUCCUCAAAGGAGAAGGUGUUUAGAGGGGUGGGGUACCUAUACUUGCCAAACAAAAAAAUGUAUGGUUGGAUAACAGUGAGUGCAUACUGUUUUCUAUCUUUUACUUCCCAAUGCUUCCUUUUGUUUUCUUAAUGUCAAUGAGUACUUGUUUUUUGACAUAGUUCCUUGGAUAACAUAGACGAGAAAGAUUUCGAUUUUGA